AUAAAACCAACUUGUGAUAGCAAAUACGAAAACCAAAUUGGAACAGUCUGCCCUACAUUCUUCGUUACUCGCAUAGUUAAGUUUGAACUCUCGCAAAGUUAUAAAUCUAUUCAUCAUUCAUGAACGCUUUUUGAUAACUCAGCAUUAAUUGCAUCCCAUUGAAGUCGAACCUGAAGAAAUGCACUUUUUGUCCGAGAAAAUAAUUAUUUCUACAGUGGUUGUAAUUGCAUCGUUAGUUGGUGGCACUAGAGCUUUAACGUGUAUCAGCCCAGAGGACUACUCCAAGUGUGGAUCCCAAGCAGAAUGGACAUCCGACUACCCUUGUGACCUAAUUGUUCACAGAACAGGAGACAUUCCGACCGGUCUGUUCUGCAACAACAAAAUGUGCUUCCAAAUAGUCACAGCCGAAGGACUGCACGAGGACACGAAGACAUGUUUUAGUACAGUCACAGUGGCUAACUUCAGUCACUGCUCUGGCUGUAUUGGAGAAGAAGUCUACCAGCCGUUUAAAGACUUCAACAUGGACGAUGACGCGGAGAAUAAUAUCCUGGAUUUGAGUCAUAAUGACAUACAGAGUUCGCAUGUGGACAAUGGAGACCUUCUUUAUGGUCCCUUCUCCAACCUAGACAUCCUCUACCUCAGUCACAACAGCCUCUCCUCAUUCCCUAAAGUAAUCGAGCCCAGUCUGAGGGAACUAUGGCUGGACCAAAAUGACAUCAAAGAAAUGGACUUCACGGACUUUCCGGAACAGUUGCCACAGGAGAACCUAGAAUUCCUCAAUCUCAGAGACAACCCUAUGCAUAGCAUACCUUGGCGCAAUUUUACGUUCCUGUACUCGGCUCUUCCCAAUCUGCAAGUACUGGACAUCGGAAGUGACAAACCCCUCGAGGAAUUCAGAGCCGAAGUCUCCAAAAGCAUCUGGCAUAUAUACCCAAUUCUAGCCAGAAUGACAUCUUUGAAGAAAGUAUACUGGCCGACUGAAAAAAUCAAAUGUAAGUGUACGAUGAUAGCGGCCUUUGGACGUGACUUGUGGUCUGGGUUCUCAAUUGUGACUGCCAAAAUGAAGAAGUGGCCGCACGAAGAGGGCAAAUCAGCCAAAGACAUCAAAGGAGACAGAUACGAGAGAUACAUCGGAUACUACGAAGAGGAGAAGCCCGUGGUAUGCUGUGACCAGAGUGAACAUGACCUGAUAGGGGAGAAACUGGAGAACAUGAACAAAGUAGCCAAGAAAUUCUGUCCGGACAUCAGUAUGGAUCGAGUGGUUAUGGAGGAAAUCAUGUAAAUGAACGCAACUGAAAAAAUAGCCGUUGAAAUUUAAAGUUCGAGACAUUUGAUCAAGUGUGCAAAAAUGUGUAUCAUUCCUAAAAGUGGUUUAAAGUUUUUACAUAUAUAAAAUAUUACUAAAUUCCAACAUAUAUUCAUUGUUUUGUCGCAAAAAAAAAGAAACAUUU
Messenger RNA from Symsagittifera roscoffensis, 1451 nucleotides. RefSeq lists its product as uncharacterized. The coding region runs from base 179 to 1282 and encodes 367 amino acids. Gene Ontology annotation, cellular component: plasma membrane. NCBI's taxonomy places the organism in Eukaryota, Metazoa, Xenacoelomorpha, Acoela, Convolutidae. The transcript has 9 exons. Gene Ontology annotation, molecular function: protein binding. The record is from RefSeq and is a predicted model, not a curated record.